Messenger RNA from Pollicipes pollicipes, 424 nucleotides. Its product is annotated as thrombospondin-1. Gene Ontology annotation, molecular function: metalloendopeptidase activity. NCBI's taxonomy places the organism in Eukaryota, Metazoa, Arthropoda, Thecostraca, Pollicipedomorpha, Pollicipedidae. Gene Ontology annotation, biological process: proteolysis; extracellular matrix organization. The transcript is spliced from 4 exons. The coding region runs from base 21 to 404 and encodes 127 amino acids. The record is from RefSeq and is a predicted model, not a curated record. Gene Ontology annotation, cellular component: extracellular matrix.
CGCAUGGAGAGGCACAGAUCAUGCUGGACCUGGUCGGAGACGACUGCGAGCCCCCAUCCAAGUCCAUGAUGGAGCCGGUGGUCCGGGAUGGCGGCUGGGGCAUGUGGUCGGCCUGGGAGUGCAGCGCCGACUGCGACGGCGGCUUCGGCUCCCGGGAGAGGCUCUGCAACAACCCCGAGCCCACGCUCUGGGGGCACAACUGCCCCGGAUGGGACGUGCCGCGCCAGUUCGGCCUCUGCAACAACCACAAGUGCGGGACCUUCUCGGACGAAGUGCGCCUGCGGAUGCUGUACAGCCUGGCCAACGAUCCCUAUCUCGCUGGACCUGAGGGAGGGGGAGCAGUUUGUGCUCAGAUGUCGCACGGACGCGUACCAGGCGGCCCUGGAGCAGUUCUCGCUGCUUGACACCAUGUGGCUGCGCAACG